Molecule: messenger RNA, 3387 nt
Organism: Durio zibethinus
Lineage: Eukaryota; Viridiplantae; Streptophyta; Magnoliopsida; Malvales; Malvaceae
Source: RefSeq, a predicted model, not a curated record
AUGGAGAAGAAAGAAAGAAGUGAUGGUGGCAGUAGCAGCUCAAUUAGUUUGAUAGAUUUGGUGUUUUCAUGGUCCAUUCAAGAUGUCCUCAAUACAAAUCUUUACAAAGCCCUGGUGAAGAAGAUCCCUGAGACAUUCAAGUCUACUGCAGAGUACUUGAACUCCUUUCUUGCUCCUCUUAUUGAGGAAACGCAUGCAGACUUGUUCUCAAGCAUGACAAGGCUGGCUCGGGCACCAUCACGUGAAGUGUUUUCUGUUGAAAGGGAUAAGGAUUACAAAGCGCCCAGAGACUUGUUUUAUAAGAUUGUUUUGAGGAGAGACUCUAAUGGGAGUGAUCAUUUAGUAACAUAUCAGCCACAGACGGGAGAUCUUGUUGCUUUAACAAAUGUAAGACCAGACUGCAUCAGCGAUUUGAACGGGCCUAAAUUUUCUUAUCUUCUUGCAUAUGUCCAAGCUGUAGACAGUGAUAAUGUAUCCAUAUUAUCAUCAAAGCCAGUCAUGACUGAACAAAAGACGCUGUUGGGACAAAGAUCUCAAAAUAUAUCUCAACAGAAGCAUACUCUCUUUUUUGUCUUUUUAAUUAAUAUGACUACCAAUAUUCGUAUAUGGAAGGCUUUGCACCCGGACCUUAAAGGAGGGAACCUGAAGAUGAUAAACAAAGUUAUUGAAAUGAAUGGAGCUGAUGAAGAAGAUUGUGCCAUGUGCUUAUAUCAAAAGAACUGUGUCACAGUUCCUUCAUUUAAAUCUUACGGGUUAAAUGACUCCCAAGAAGCUGUAAUUAUAAGUUGCAUUAAUAGUUGGUGUUGCAAUCAUCAAAAUACUGUUAAACUCGUAUGGGGUCCUCCAGGGACAGGGAAAACUAAAAUAGCAGGUUUGUUGUUGUUGUCUCUUCUUAGAAUGAAAUGCAGGACAAUUACGUGUGCUCCAACUAACAUUGCGGCGUUGGAAGUGACAUCUCGGCUUAUGAGAUUAGUUGCAGGGACACUUGAAUAUGACACUUACGGAUUUGGAGAUAUAGUUUUAUUUGGGAAUAUAGAGAGGAUGAGGAUUAAUGAUCAUGAGGAUCUCCUUGAUGUUUUUCUCGAUUAUCGUGUUGAGAUAUUGGAUAAGUGUUUUUCACCACUCUCUGGAUGGAAAAUAAGUUUAGUGUCAAUGAUAAAUUUGCUUGAAGAUCCUCAAGAGCAGUACGGUCGAUACUUAGCAAAUAGAGGGCUGGGAAACAGUGAUGCGAACAAUGAAAUGGAAAAUGAAAACUGUGAUGAGAACCUCAAAGACACGAGCAGGAAUCCUUGGAAAAAAGUUAUCAUGGAGUCCUCGAAACAGAAAGAAACCAAUAAAAAACAGGUAACUCAUGAAAAUGAAAAUCAUUCAAAGCCUGAAAAAGAAGAGGAUAGAUAUGGAGCUUCCCUGGAGAAAACCAAUGCACAGGAAGCAGAAACAUGUAUGGAUGAUUCUAUAACUUUAGAGGAAUUUGUCAAGGAGAGAUUUUCGGUCUUCAAUGAGCGGUUGAAGUUUUGUACUGUAAACUUGUACACUCACUUACCAACUCAAUUUAUUUCAUUAGAACUGGUGAAGAGCAUGAUGAUGGCUCUGGAUAUGCUCAGAUCCCUUGAAACUUUGUUUAAUUGUUUUAAUUUUGGUGAUGAAGGUUUUAGGGAGGCACUUGCAGAUACUGAAAAAGGAAGUGAAGUUAGUGACAUGGCAAAGUUAGGAGUCAUAAGACAAAACUGCCUGCAGAUACUCAAAUCGCUUCCUCUGUCAUUUUCAGUUCCAGAGUUUACUCAAAAAUUCCUCAUAAAUAAUUUUUGUUUGGAUAAUGCGUGCCUGCUUUUCUGUACCGCAUCAAGCUCUUCUAAAUUAAGUACAGAAAGAACACGACCACUGGAUUUGUUGGUUAUCGAUGAAGCUGCUCAACUUAAAGAAUGUGAAUCAACAAUUCCCUUUCAACUUCCAGGUCUCCGCCAUGCUGUUCUUAUAGGAGAUGAGCGCCAACUUCCUGCAGUGAUCCACAGCAAGGCUAAAUUUGGAAGAAGUUUGUUUGAAAGGCUUGUCUUACUAGGACAAAAGAAACAAUUACUCAAUGUCCAGUAUAGGAUGCAUCCAGCUAUAAGCUCAUUUCCAAAUAACGAAUUCUAUGAUGGGAAAAUUUUGGAUGCCGCAAUAGUAAAACACAGAAGCCAUGAGAAGCGUUUUCUUCAUGGAAACAUGUAUGGUGCCUACUCGUUUAUCAAUGUAGCCAGUGGAAAGGAGCAACUAGAUCAUCUGCCUGGUCGAAAAAAUAUGGUUGAGGUUGCUGUGGUUUGUAAGAUAGUUGCUAGCCUCUUCAAUGAGUUCACUGGCACAAAACAAAGAAUUUGUAUUGGUGUUAUAUCGCCCUACAAGGCUCAAGUUCUUGCAAUUCAAGAGAAGCUUGAAAAGAAAUACACCGGUUAUGCUGACAGUGGCUUCGCUGUUAGCAUUGCCACUGUUGAUGGAUUUCAAGGGAAUGAGAAGGAUGUGGUUAUCGUCUCUACUGUCAGGUGUAACAUAAAUGGAUCAGUCGGUUUUCUGUCCAAUCGCCAACGGGCAAAUGUUGCAUUGACACGUGCGAGGCAUUGCCUUUGGGUAUUGGGGAAUGAAGCUACUUUUGUUAAAAGUAAUUCUGUAUGGAAGAAACUAGUUGCUGAUGCAAAGAGAAGGGGUUGUUUCUUUAAUGCUGAUGAAGACAAACAUUUGGCUGAAGCUAUUGUUACUACCUUGAUUGAGCUUGAACAAUUUGAUACCCUGCUUAGCAUGGAUUCUCCACUGUUUAAGAAGGCUAGAUGGAGGGUUUGCUUCAGCAAUGACUUUUGGAAAUCUUUGGCGAGCAUCAACAACAUAGAGUCAUAUAAGCAAAUGCUUAACCUGUUAGAAAAGCUUUCAAGUGGUUGGCGUCAAACUCCCGAUCAGCAGAAAAACCACAUUGUGGUUGGGGGUUGUUUUGGCCUGCUGGAAGUGUAUCCAGUCGAUGAUUCCUUGAAUCUCCUUUGGAGUGUAGACAUCAUUAAGGAAAAUUCAAACUUCAUCCAAGUUUUGAAGGUUUGGGAUAUUUUGCCAUUGAUGGAUAUACCAAAAGCUGAAAGGAAUCUACGGAUCUUAUUUGGAGAAUACACAGAAAAUAAGAUUAGUCGCUGCAAAUAUCAGUGUCUGGAAGGGAAUUUGGUUGUUCCAAUGAAAUGGGAAGUGGAGGACAGCCGCACUCAGGGUACUGGGCAUGGAGAUGAAAGCAUGGAGAGCUCGUCAAAAUAUGUGCCUGAAUUUGUGGAGAAUGUGCAUGCAAGUGGCAACAUCAAUUCCUUUAGUUUUUAUCUCUUAGGCGUUGUUAUCGUUGUCAUCGCUUUCAAGUUUCUGAUGUUCAAAGAAAAUUGA